Monopterus albus (swamp eel) is the source of this 2726-nucleotide messenger RNA. RefSeq names its product trimethylguanosine synthase 1 (gene tgs1). Gene Ontology annotation, biological process: 7-methylguanosine cap hypermethylation. Bases 174 to 2384 code for a protein of 736 amino acids. The transcript is spliced from 15 exons. The record is from RefSeq and is a predicted model, not a curated record. Gene Ontology annotation, cellular component: nucleus. NCBI's taxonomy places the organism in Eukaryota, Metazoa, Chordata, Actinopteri, Synbranchiformes, Synbranchidae. Gene Ontology annotation, molecular function: RNA cap trimethylguanosine synthase activity.
GGAGACAUUGGUCUGACGAGCAGAGGAUCCGCUGCCUCUGCUCCAGAGCCUUCGUACAGGAUCGAGAGCUGUAUCGGUCCGAUAACAGGUUGCUGUCCCUCGACCUAGCAGACACUACAGUCCAAGCCGAAGAGGAGGCUGAGGAGGAGGUACUGAAUGAGGAGGCUCAGCUGAUGGCCAGCAUGGGUCUGCCUUUGGCCUUUGCCAGCUCGUCUGAGCAGAGGAGAGGGGGGGAGAAGUUUAACAGGAAGCCUGCCCCAUACUGGGAAGAAGCAGCUGAAGAGGAGGAAGAAGAGAGACAACCACAGGUUGAUACCAAAGUUGGUGAGAAGGAUGUGUGUGAUCCACUGGAAGGAGGAACAGAAGGGAUCCAAGAUGCUGGCUGGGAGAUGUACUGGGCACACCACGGUGAAGUGCUGCUGUGGAGCAGCUGGCUGGAGAAACACCCAGAGAGUGAGCUGCUCUCUGCAGAAGAUCCGGGAUCAGCGAUUGCUCCUUGGGACGACCCAGACACAAAGGCUGUCUGGGAUAAACAUGCUGCAGACACCUACUACUCCUUCUGGGAGCAGUACUCAUACUGGGCAGCACAGGGCUGGACCACUGACCACUUAGAGUGCAGUGGGAGAACCAGUGGAGAAGCAGCAGCAGGUGUGAUGGAGACACAGUCAGAGGAAGGAAGGGAUGGACAGGCUGGAGCUGAGAACCAGUGGAGAGGAGAAGAACUGAAGGAUCCCCAUGAUGACGUGGAGGAUUUGAAUGAUGCGUUUGGACAGAGCUGCACACUAGAGGCUGAGCGUCUGAGUGUGGCUGAGAGCAGAGAGCAGUUCUGUGGCCCUGAUGAGCCUUCUGAUGGUGGGGGUGACCCUAAGACACCCGCCUCCUCCUCACAGCAGAACACAGCCCAGCAGACAGAGUCCCAGCAGGCUGCUGGCAGCCCUGGCGGACAGUAUUGGCCGUGUGAAAAGACGUCAAAUGGAGACGACGAUGAGGAAGAUGACAAACCCCCGGGCGGAAGGCCUGCUAAAUUCAAGCGCAGUCAUGAGCUGGAUGUGGAGGAGAGCCCACAUCUGACACCUGAGGAAGCUUGGAGGAAACUGGGACUCAGACACAACCCGGAGCCUCGGUUUGACAGUGUGUUAAGCUUUAAAGGCGGGGCUGGUCCGAAGUGUCAGAGGCGGAGGUGGACUAAGAGAGCCGUCCGCAGCAUCAGCAAACACACCAGGUUCUCAGAGAUGCAUGGAGACUUGCAGCCACAGACCAGCACCUCCCUCUACAAGGUCAAAAACUUCCUUAAACAGAACCAGAGUGAAACACAUUUGAGUCCAUGUGAUGGGGGUGAAAUGGGAGUAGGAAAUACACAGGAACCUGAGGACAAGCCUCCAUUUCUGCAAGAAGAGACAGAAGAAGAGGAGAAGAGGAGGAGGAUAGAGAUGAAAAGUACUGAGAAAGGAAACAAAGAGGGUUUGGAGGAAGAGAGUUCUACCUCUGUGUCCAGUUUAGAUGCAGAGAGGAGGAAGGGCACGCAGUCCAGCACCUUCUUCAGCUCUGUGCAUAGUGAGAGGGAGGAGGAGGAGGAGGAGGAAGAAGAGCAGGUUGGCAGACAGUUAAGAUGCCUAGAAAUUCCUGACUUUCUCCUGGCUGAUACACCUGAAAGAAACAGUGAGUUGGAUGGGAAAUAUGGAGUAAAGCCAAAGAUGCAGAAGAGAAAGCAAAGCAGGAAGCAGCAGCUCCCAGAAGAGAUGGCAGCUGAACCAGAGCUGGCUAAAUACUGGGCACAACGCUACAGACUCUUCUCUCGCUUCGAUGAAGGGAUCAAGCUGGACCGAGAGGGCUGGUUCUCUGUGACACCAGAGAGGAUUGCUGAGCACAUUGCUGUCAGGGUGGAACACAGCUUCUCUGACUCUCAGCUGGUCAUAGACGCCUUCUGUGGUGUGGGAGGAAACACCAUCCAGUUUGCCCUCACUGGAAUGAGAGUUCUGGCCAUUGAUAUCGACCCGGUGCGGCUGGAACUGGCACGGCACAAUGCUAUGGUUUACGGCGUGGCUGACCGAAUUGACUUCCUGCAAGGAGACUUUCUUCAGCUGGCAUCCCGUCUCCGUGGCGAUGUGGUCUUCCUGUCACCACCAUGGGGAGGACCAGACUACCUGACCGCUGAGGUGUUUGACAUCAAGACCAUGAUGGAGCCUGAUGGAUUUGAGAUUUUCCGCCUGGCCAAACUGAUUUCAGACAAUAUAGUGUACUUCUUGCCUCGCAAUGCGGACAUGGAUCAGAUCGCCUCCCUGGCUGGUCCAGGUGGGAAGGUGGAGGUGGAGCAGAACUUCCUCAACAACAAGCUGAAGACUGUGACUGCUUACUUUGGCAGCUUGAUCAAGUCAGGCAGCUAGUGAUGGACCAGUCGGGAUUUCUUCCUCCACAAAAAUGAGAAUGGCACAAAAAUCACUUUCCCUCAUGUUCUAAAGUUCAACAUCUUGACUUACUUUUUGUACUGUUUGAUAUUCAGAUUUUGUCAGAUGCAAAUAAGAAAUAUUUCCGCCUAAAGCUGAUGAUCAGCACUUCUAACCAUCCUGUGUGUUUGGGUUUAUCCAGCUGGUUUUAGUAGAGAUUUGUGUGUCCCUCCGGCUGAGCUAACACUUUAAAAACACUGGAGCUCUGAUAGUUUUACAACAUUUUAUAUUUUAAUCCUUUUUUGUUGUACAUUAAAGCCAAUAAAUGCUUCUUAGAAUGUU